This is a messenger RNA of Paramecium tetraurelia, 975 nucleotides long. RefSeq lists its product as uncharacterized. Lineage: Eukaryota; Ciliophora; Oligohymenophorea; Peniculida; Parameciidae. The transcript is spliced from 3 exons. The record is from RefSeq and is a predicted model, not a curated record.
AUGGAAUUCAAAUUGAAAAUAUCUAAUAUUAUGAUUACUAAUUUUUAAGAAUUUGUCAACAAUUCUCAACCUAUCCUUGACGCUCUUAGAGAUCUUAACAUAUUCGACAAAAACAAUGAAUUCUAAUCCCAACAGUCAAUUUCUAUUCGUCUUAAGUCCUUCUUUGAAAACGCACAAACUAAAAAAUAAUUCUUAAAGUCUUUAUUUAAAAUCUUUGAAAGAGAGAGUCAAAAGGAAGGGAACUUCUAAAUUAAAUUAAAACUUCUACUUUUGCUUCACCUAAUUUUAAGUUCAUAAGUAGCUCGAGCGGAAUUAUCUAAAAUUUUAAUAUCAAAACAAAUUAAUAUUCAAAUCAACAAUACUACUUUAGGAAAAGUGUGUCAACAAUAUUACUUUUAUCUUUAUAAGCUGGCUUCCCAAACAACAUUUAUUAAUGAAGACGUAAUCAAUGGUGAAUUAUUAAUUUAUUUCACAUUAUCGAAUUAAUGCAUUUUGGGAAUAGGCAUUUAAUCAUAGAUUGAAGAUGUAGACUCCUUCUAAACCAAUCAUCUACUAGCCAACACUGUGAAGUUCAUCUAUUACGAUUUGCAAGACAUAGCCAUUUUUAUAAUGAAAGAUGUUAAAUCGCUUAUUGAAAACUAAUACGACUCUAAAUAGAAAAAAUUGCAGAUCCUUGAGUUAUAUAAAGAAUGUUAAGUACUUUAAUAAAAGAUGCUUAGUUUUUAUCGAUUUAAUCGCAACUUUUCGCAUUUUUCUUAAAUCAUGCCACCUUUUUCAUUGGUUGUUGAACAACGUUACCUUAAAGACUUACAAAAUAACACAACCAAAAUGCACUCGUAAACCAAUAUGAAUAAAUUGAAUCAAGAACGAGUUAAAUACAAACCUUAGACUACAAAAUAGAGAUAAAUGAUAAAAUUUGAAUUUGCAGAGUAGAAACAACAACCAGAAUCCCCUCACUUUUCAUUUUCAAAUUGA